Branchiostoma floridae (Florida lancelet) is the source of this 3212-nucleotide messenger RNA. Its product is annotated as eukaryotic translation initiation factor 3 subunit C-like. Gene Ontology annotation, cellular component: eukaryotic translation initiation factor 3 complex. The record is from RefSeq and is a predicted model, not a curated record. Gene Ontology annotation, biological process: translational initiation. Gene Ontology annotation, molecular function: RNA binding; translation initiation factor binding; translation initiation factor activity. NCBI's taxonomy places the organism in Eukaryota, Metazoa, Chordata, Leptocardii, Amphioxiformes, Branchiostomatidae.
UCUGAUGAAUCAGAAAUCCUCUUUAGCCUCUUUCACACCCUCAGCUGAACUAUCCCAGAAGGCGCGCAAUGACGUCACGAAAGCCGCCAUCUUGGUUGGUGCACAUGGUGGACGUGACGACGGUGUCUUCUCAGUAAAGCCGAUAUAACACGGCAAGAUGUCGUCCCGUUUUUUUGCCACUGGCAGUGACAGCGAGAGCGAGUCAUCAUCUGAGUCGGAGGAGCAGACAGUAGUGCAGUCCAAGUCUACUGUUACAACAAAAGUUUUUGCCUUCAGCGAUGAUGAAGAAGAAACUAAGCGAGUUGUGCGGAGUGCCAAGGACAAAAGGUUUGAGGAACUCCAAAAUGUCAUCAAGCAGUUGCGUAACCAUAAGAAGAUCAAGGAUAUAUCCAAAGUCUUGGAAACGUUUGAAGACCUCACCAAAGCCUUGCAGAAAUCACAGAAAGUUAUUGAGAAGGAGGGAGGUGUGCCCAGGUUUUAUAUACGAGCACUGGUUGAACUGGAGGAUUUCGUCAAUGAGACCUGGGAGGACAGGGAGGGACGCAAGAAGCUGAAUAAGGUUAACUCCAAGGCCUUGACCACAAUGCGUCAGAAGCUUCGCAAGUACAACCGUGACUUUGAAGCCAAGAUCGCGUCGUACCGUGAGAACCCUGAUGCCGGGGACGAUCAGGACGGAGCGGAGGACGACAGAGACAAGUCGGACUCGGACGAUGAUGAUGAUGAUGAGGCCCAACAGCAGAAGAAGAAGCCAGCAGCUCCAGCUGAGGCUCCCGACAUGAAGAGCCAGUUUCUGAAGGGUGGAGACAGCGAGGGCAGCGAUGACAGUGACAUGGACUGGCCGUCAGACUCCGACAGUGAAUCUUCAGACUCCUCUGAACCAGAGGGUGGCUAUACCAACAUGGCAGCCAAGUUCUUAAAAAAGACCACAGCAGCAGAGGAAGCAGCGAAAGCCGCCAGGAAACAGGAGAAGAAGGAGCGUAAGGCUCGGGAGCAGCGCAGGGAGGAGGAGGAGAGAGAGAUGGAGGAGGGGGAGUGGACGGAGGUGCAGAGAGGAGCUCCCAUGGCUAUGGAGAAGCCCAAAAUGUUUGCCAAGGGAACGGAGAUCAACCAUGCCGUGGUGCUGAAGAAACUGAACGAGAUCCUGGCUGCUCGCGGGAAGAAAGGCACGGACCGCUCGGAGCAGAUCAUGCUACUUGCAGAACUGCGGAGAAUUGCAGAGGAAAACAACCUUGGUCUGGGGAUGACUGUGAAAAUUCUCUUCAAUAUCGUAGCAUCCAUCUUUGACUACAACCCCAACAUCGCCACCUGCAUGAAGGAUGAGAUGUGGGCAAAAUGCAUCACUUACAUCACAGAGAUGAUGGACAUACUGAUCGACAAUAGCAACAUCUUUGUGGGAGCUAAUGUGCUGGAGGAGUCCGAGGCUAUUGAGGCUGAAGGAUGAGAAGAAAAUUGAAGUGCUUGUCGUGCGUCUCCAGAAGUACCUUGAAGAACGGGGUACAUCUCAAGAAAUCUGCAGGGUGUACCUUCGCAGGAUUGAACAUGUGUACUACAAGUAUGACUACGAACAUUACAAGUCAGCAGACCUGAUCAAGAAGACUGUUGAGCAGAAGGUGGAAGAAGGGAAGGAUGGGGAGGAGGAAGUGAAGGAUGGGGAGGAAGUGAAGGAUGGAGAGGAUGAAGGGAAGGAUGGGGAGGUGACUCCUCAGGAAAAGGGUGGGCAGGAAGCCAAGGACAUGGUUGAUGGAGAGAAGCAGAAAGAAAAGACUGCAGUCAUAAUGGACAAGUUGUGCAAGUACAUCUAUGCCAAGGACACCACUGAUCGCAUCCGCACGCGAGCCAUCCUGUGUCACAUCUACCACCACGCCCUCCACGGACGAUGGUACGAGGCCAGGGACUUGAUGUUAAUGUCACAUCUCCAGGACACCAUCCAACACUCUGAUGUGCCAACUCAGAUUUUGUACAACCGCACCAUGGUCCAGCUGGGUCUGUGUGCAUUUCGCUAUGGGAAUAUCAAAGAUGCCCACAAUGCCUUGUUAGAUAUUCAGUCAGGAGGGAGGGCAAAGGAGCUCCUAGCACAGGGGCUCCUCAUGCAGCGGAACGUUGAGCGUGAUCCUGAGCGGGAAAAGAUUGAGAAGCGCCGACAGAUGCCAUUCCACAUGCACAUCAACCUGGAGCUGCUGGAGUGUGUUUACCUGGUGUCAGCCAUGCUGCUGGAAAUCCCAUACAUGGCAGCCCAUGAGUUUGAUGCCCGGCGCAGAAUGAUCAGCAAGAGUUUCCACCACCAACUGAGGGUCAGUGAGAGACAGCCUCUGGUUGGGCCUCCUGAGAGUAUGCGUGAACAUGUGGUGGCUGCCUCCAAGGCUAUGAAGAUAGGAGACUGGCGCGCAUGUAGAGACUACAUUAUUAAUGAGAAAAUGAACGGGAAGGUGUGGGAUCUGUUCCCAGAGGCUGACAAGGUUCGUGAACUCAUCAGCAGGAAGAUUCAGGAAGAGAGUCUGCGCACCUAUCUCUUCACCUACAGUGCUAUCUACGACUCUCUGUGUUUGGUGACCCUGUCCUCGAUGUUUGAGCUGGAUGGACCUGUAGUUCACAGCAUCAUCAGCAAAAUGAUCAUCAAUGAGGAGCUGGCUGCAUCCUGGGAUGAGCCGACCCAGACGGUGGUCAUGCAUCGGUCGGAGCCCACCCGUCUGCAGAACCUGGCCCUGCAGCUGUCAGACAAACUGGCAAACCUCGUGGAUAACAAUGAACGGAUUCUGGAGGUCAAACAGGGCACGUCUGCUUUCUAUACCAGGCAGGGAGAGGGCCGCUUUGGUCGGCAAGGUAAAGAGCGCCAUCAAGGUAAAGAGCGCCACCAAGGUCAGGGUGGGUACCACCAGCAGCAGGGACGUGGGUACCAAGGACAGCGGCGGGACAGAGGUGACCGGGACAGGGACCACCGGGACAGGGACCACCAGCAGGGCUACAACAGACAGCAGGACAGAUGGUAGUCAGCAGUACAGACACAACAACCCGACAAACAUCUCAGUCCAACAGCAGGAAAUCUCAAAUAUACAGGAACUACAGUAACUUUAAGAUAAUAUAGAAUGGCAAAUUGACAUGUGUGUCAUGAUCUUAGUAACAUGGAAGGUACCCAGUAUUGUCAUCAUAGCCCAAUACUUCAAGUUUGUUUCCUGAGUAUCAUCUCAGUACUACUAAUAAAAAAGAAAGAACAA